This is a messenger RNA of Neurospora tetraspora, 3415 nucleotides long. RefSeq lists its product as uncharacterized. The record is from RefSeq and is a predicted model, not a curated record. The transcript is spliced from 5 exons. Gene Ontology annotation, cellular component: transcription factor TFIIIC complex. The coding region runs from base 383 to 3274 and encodes 963 amino acids. Gene Ontology annotation, biological process: transcription initiation at RNA polymerase III promoter. Lineage: Eukaryota; Fungi; Ascomycota; Sordariomycetes; Sordariales; Sordariaceae. Gene Ontology annotation, molecular function: histone acetyltransferase activity.
AUUUUCUGUUUAACAAGCGUGCCCAUGAAUUGGCCAUGUUGAAUACAGGUCGGAACAUCUCUGUUUCAAAGAGGCAGCCUUGAUGCCCCCGAGCCCCUGACCUUCACUCAGCCUCUAUCGAAGGGUUAGGGUUGGCACUGGAUAUGGUGGGGCAGGCAAAGUUCAUGCUUUGGUCGUCCUCGUCGUCCAAAGUGGAAAGUUUCGACCAUUCACUCACUUACAUCCUGCAAGCGCAUUGCACUUACCCUCUGAAUCCAUCCCGGCGACUAACUCACACCUGCCGAAAGAAUCGCCAUGGUGUUCCUUCCUACAAACUACCUCUAGUUGUGCUCUAAUUACACAAAUUACUAACCACGGCAAAAGAGGCAACCACCACGGCACCAUGAGCGACGAGCCCAAGUCCCAACAAAAGUUUCUCCCUUUGAGGGAACUCAGCCUCAACUCACGGCCCCUGGUGAAGCGUGCCAUUGCCUUCUCAUGUGAUGGGGAGCUGGCCGUAGCCGCUGACGACUCCGUCCAUGUCUACGUCCCAGAGUUUCCAGACCUUACUAAACGACGGCAGGAGAAGGAGAAGAUGGCCCAAGCACAGGUCCGGCACCACCAAAUCUUCAUUCCUGGCUUGCACUCCCCGGAGCCCAAUGGCGACACUCCGUCAACGUCCUGGUCUGAUGAUGAGGAAGGCCAGAGCAAAAGCCGGCGCAACAACCCGAGAGCCCAGUUCUCCGAAGGCAGCAAGCACAUGCCUGUCUCCUACCCACCACUAGAUCCACGAAUCAACAGGGAGCUUUUCCAGACGCAGAACCUUCCGUUUCCCUACGACAAUCAAGCAGCUGCCAGCGGUAACGACGAUGGCGACUCUGAUAGUGAGGACGACGUCUCGGAUGCGCCGAGCUCUGCCGAUGACUCCGAUGAUGACGGUAUCGGCGCCCAUCAGCGCGCCAAUCAACCUUUUGGCGCUGGUUUCGGACCCAUUACUGGCGUGGGCAGUAGCAUGAACCAUGUUGUGAGGAUAGCUUGGUCGCCCUCCGGAUUGGGGCUCAAUCGGCGACCUAUACUCGCCAUCUUAACGGGCUCUGGAACUCUAGCCAUGUACGGAGACGAUAGCGCUGUGGCCAACAUUUUACCGAGGGCAAACGAAGGAAUGCUGCAGCGCAGGGAAUUGAUAUCCUGGAGCGUGCUUUGGGGCGUUGGCGAAAGGUUAAUGGUACCCGGCCAACAACUUGCCCUGACGGAGAACAUCCACGGAUUUGCUUGGGCAAAAGAGAUCGCGCCUGGACAAGCCCUUCUCGCUACGAUCAAUGAUCAGAGAGAAGUGGCCUUGAUCAGUGUACAGAGCAUGCUAAAGGUUGACGAAACGAGGAGUAAAAGCAACAUUUCCUUACUGGUCGAGUCCAAGGAAAGCUUGGUGUGGUAUGUGAAUGAGGUGGCGAGGUUCCAGUGUUCAGGGCCUCAUCCCAAGGGAAAUGUUAUGGAUCCAGACUGGGUCCCCUUUGGCACAUCAUUCGGGAUCAACUUCAGCCCAUGGGUAGAAGAAGGGGGUGGACGCAGUUGCCUUCUUUCCUACGUCGACAGGAACUAUGUCGGUUUCCGUAAAAUUACGCUUGCCUCUAACUGGAAGCGAGGAGAGCUGCCGGAACUCAAGUUUGAGGAGACAGACACAUACGGCAGAUGUCUUCACCUUUCGACAGACUCCUUUGUGGAGUUUGAAGACGCUGUAUGGAAUGCAGGCAGGGUCAAGUACUGUCGUGGACUUAUCGUCGCGGGCUUUAACUACAAGCCAUUUGAGGUAGCGCUCAUUGGCGGUGCGGAAUACAGCUGUGAGCCUCAUGAUUCAAGUGAUUGUGAAACGACAUACAUAGACGAAGCUGUUGACCUGCCAUCAACAAAUCCUAUCAUCGACCUCGUCAUCCACCGUCCAGACCUUAAGAACCAGACACCUGUUCCGCUGUUUACACUUCUUCGCAUGUCGGCAACCUCUACCAAUCUUGACUGGUACGAGACAAAUGUGCCAGCCCUUCCCGGUGAAGUUGCUACGUCGAUUAACGAGGAUAGUGACCUCGUUAAUUCGCCUAGCAAGACUCACGAGCCGCAAUGGGUGACUCAGGUUAUGCAAAAGUUGGCCGUCAGUGUUCCCGCUGACAUGCAUUUCAAACGGGGUUAUGGGGAUGAUGAUGCUUCCGUGGUGUCUGACGAGUCGGAUGAGGACGAAGAUCUGGACGACGAUGAUUUUUAUGGCAAUGACGAUGAUAACACCAUCGACAUCGCUAACAACGGAAAAGACGCGAUGGCAGUGGCACCAGAGGUCCCUGAAAUCCACCCGCAUCGGUUCAGACUACACGGCCUCACGGUGUCACCAGGUGGCAAUGUCACUGCAAUGAUUGCUAGUUUACACAGCACGCAGCAUCCAGAACGUGGUGGGUGGCAUACGGUACGAUCGACAGUGUUCUUCGGAACCUUGCCGCGAAAAAGGGGCGCUACACUACCUCGGAAUCAGGCCGAUGAAGUGCAGGAGGCCACAGAGAAAGAGAAGGAGAGAGACGCCGAAGAAGCUAUUGACCCAGCCCUCCGUGGACCUGAAAGGCCCGUGACACCACCACCGGUGCCAAAACGGAAGUCUUUCACCAAACCAGCAGAAUCUCAACAAUCCCAAUCGAGGCUGACGACUGAAGCCCGUCUUUUCGAAUGGCUAUACGGCGGUGGCGACGAAGUCCCCGGCGUGACCAUCAAUCACCCCUCCAACCUCAUCAACCUCAACGCUCCAGAACACCAGUUCCCCCAAAAGCUCAACACGCUGUUUGCGUACGCCAUAGCGCGCCAGAAAUGCGACCUCUGCGGCGCCAGAAUCUUGCCACCUGCCAAACAACGGCAGAACCACCAACAACAGCAAAAAGACAAACGCAGCGACCUGAGCGGCUGUGAGAACGGCCACUUCUUCAGCGUGUGCACGACAAGUGGACUGGCGAUCCAAAUGCCUGGAAUCACGAGGAACUGCGGCGCUUGUGGAUCGAGGACCAUGCGGGCGGAGAUCUUGGCUAGGAAAUGCAUUCCUGCUAAUCCCAAGUUUGCGGAUGAGGACAAGCAGCAGCAGGAGAAGGACAAAGAUGGCGAUGUGGAGAUGCAGGAAGGUGAAGGUGAUGAGGAUGCCCGUCCCCUGACUGAAGAGGAACAGCUGGAUAUUAAGAGGAAGAAUGCUGAGAAGAGGAUUAGGGGAGAGAUUAUCGCGAUGUUGGGGGAUGGGAUUUGUGGUGGGUGUGGAGGCAAGUUCUUGAAUUAACAUCCACAGUACAGAACCUCGUGCACUCUUACAAAUGAGAAGACUGUAUAGAGAUAGACUGCUUUGAGAGGGAUGAAGUCUCGUUAAGAGACCAUAUUAUGUGAGAUCGAGGUAGUAGACCGUUCAUUCAAGAAACAGGCG